GAAAACGCUGACUGGAUGAAGCGUUGGCCAAUCAGAGAGGAGAAAGACGCUCGGAGGCGGGAACUUGUCCCUCACCGCGACGCGAGCCCUGACGCGAGCAGAUCGGGUGACCGGUUUCGUUGCUGUGACUGGCUUGGUUUUGAAAAUUGUGGGUGCCCUGAAUCGGUGAAUUACGUGUGGACCAUGCCUAUACAAUCCUUCUCCUUUCCUUUGCCUGAGACAAGGUUCUUCCAGGCUGGACAACAUGUCUACAAGUUCAAGAUCAGAGGAGGCAAUAACUGCAGUGAAGUGAAGGUGAUGGGAGAAGAGUUUGUCAAUCGGGAGUUGGAGAAUGCCAUCAGAACGGUGCUAGCCAACCUGGACUGUCUCCAGCCGUUCACUACCACACACUUCACUGUCUACCCUUACAAGAGUAAGUGGAAGAGAGUGUCCAAGUUUAAAUUUGAGAAGAUGUCAGGAGAGAAGCUGUCUGCUUACCCCUACCUAGUCACUGUGUACCUAGAGAACAACACACACCCUGAAAUGUGUGUGGAGGCGUGCUGGACACCAGUCUGGUUCAUGGUGCAGGUGAGAGCAGGAGAAGGUCCCCUCCUUCCUGCCAGUAAGACAGGACCACCACACUGGGGCACCCUAACACCACAACGAAGAGACUGUCUCAUCAUGCAGGGACCACAGUCACGCAUAUAUCAUGAACUUCUCAGACCAGGGGAAAUGGAGGCAAAGAAUGGUGAUGGCAAGGCAGGCUGUGUGGUAUCAGAUAACCAGACCCCACAGAGUACAGUCGAGGGCUCUGUGACCGGUGGCAGUGAGGUCAGCGGGGGUCACGGAGAGGAAGAGGUGCAUCCUGGAGCGGUAGAGGAGGGCGACCCGGAGGACCUCGACCCUGACCUUGACCCCAAGUCUCAUGUGAGGCCAGGUUUGCUGGCCCGCCUCGUCAGACCACUGUCCUCUGUCGUCAUGUGUCAGUGGGUGACCUUUAGCCUCUGUGUUGUGAUGCUGCUACUGUGUCCAAUCAGUUUCAGCUAUGAGGGGCUAAGCCCAGGACCUGGCUGUCAUCUAUACCGGUUCAACGUGACCAUCCGUAGUGACCAGCGUGGGACAUGCAAAGGAACCCAUGUUGUGUAUGCCUGUGUGGGCUACUGUGAGUCCAGUGCCUUCCCAUCCCGCUACUCUGUUCUGGUGGCGUCUAACUUCACUCACAACAUUACCUCGGCAUCACAAUGCUGCACCAUCAGCAAGGACGCAAAGAUCAAAGUUCGUCUAGACUGUCCUCGUGGCCGUCACCAUGAUGAUAUCGAGAUCCUGACGGCUCAGGCCUGUCGCUGCGACAUGUGUCGCAAGUCACGCUACUGACAUCAUACUGAUAUGCCGCCGUCACCACGGGAACACACGCUACACGCUACAUGCAACAAAUUGUAACAUGAGGACUUGGAUGAAGAGAAGACAAGGAAAUGUGUGUGUGUGUGUGUGUGUGUGUGUGUGUGUGUGUGUGUGUGUGUGUGUGUGUGUGUGUGUAUUGAAUGGUUGAAAAAGGAAAAUAGACUUGAGGAAAAAACUUUUCAUACAGUUGCUUUAUUUAAGAAUUGUUGGUUUAUUUAGAAGACAUUUUGUGACAUUUUGAGUCAACACCCUAAGUAGUGCACUACUUUUGACCAGGGCCCAUACAAACUAGUGCACUAAAAAGGCAGAUUGGAUGCCAAUUGGGACGUAAACACAUUAACAUCCAGUUAAACCACUAUAGAUAAUUAAAAUCAUUAAAACCACUACAUAGGUCUGUUAUACAGCCACAACACAGAACUAGAAUGAGUAGAAUGGACGCCCCCAUUCAAGUCAGUGAGUAGACUGGCAGCCAUUUUGAAUACAUCCAUGGAUUUACCAAUGGAAUUGUCAUGGUCAGAGGUUCCGAUUCCGUGUGGAUUCAUUGUAUUUCUAUGGCCACUAAGCUAGAGAGACUAAAGGAUGUACAUUAAAAAACUGUAUUUAUGUCUAUGACCAUGAACAACUACAUUUUGUAAAUAACUGACAUGAAAGAAUGUUGGAAGGGUUGACUAAAUAAAAAAGGGAAAAAUAA
Messenger RNA from Salmo salar (Atlantic salmon), 2071 nucleotides. Lineage: Eukaryota; Metazoa; Chordata; Actinopteri; Salmoniformes; Salmonidae. The record is from RefSeq and is a predicted model, not a curated record.